Molecule: messenger RNA, 2670 nt
Organism: Pediculus humanus corporis (human body louse)
Lineage: Eukaryota; Metazoa; Arthropoda; Insecta; Psocodea; Pediculidae
Exons: 11
Coding region: 1-2670 (889 amino acids)
Biological process (GO): intracellular signal transduction; mitotic cell cycle; protein phosphorylation
Cellular component (GO): nucleus; cytoplasm
Molecular function (GO): ATP binding; histone H3T3 kinase activity
Source: RefSeq, a predicted model, not a curated record
AUGGCAUCAAUUCCAAAAAAAACUUAUUCACGAAGAAAAGCUUCGAAUAUAAGUUUUUUAGAAUCGAAUAAGGAUAAUUCAGAUCCUUUUGAUAAAUUGCUCCAAUCUCCUUUAAAACAGGAUGUUAAAUUCAAACCCCUGAGCUUUUGGGAGGCAAACAUAGAGAAAAAAUGUAAAAAGCAAAGUAAAUCUAGUAAAAGUAAUGUCGAUAUAUUUUAUGACUCCGACGAAUUGAAUUUCACAAAAACGAAUAAUAGUAAAAUAUCUGGAAAUAAUAUUAUUGAAUUUUACCAAGAAACUAAUAAACUGUCUAAAAAUCGUAUGAGAAAUAAUGAAAAUCCUGUUAAUAAAAGUUUUUCAUUUGUAACAUUAAGAAAAAAAUAUUCAAAUUCAAAUAAGACUGAUAAAAGUUAUUUCAAUAAGAAACCUAAUUAUAAAUUAAAUAAUAAUAGUAAUAAGGAAAAAAUAAAUAAUAACAAUUCUAGUCAUUUUGAAAGUUUUAAUAAUAAUAAUAAUAAUAAUAAGCAAAAUAUUGUCGAUAAGAAAAACAUGAUUGAAUCCUUUUAUGUGAAAAAUUCUUUGGCUGAUGCUACUAGAGAUUGUAGUUUAAUUGGAAAAAAUAUUUGGCAAUUAUCUUGUAAUGGUUUGAAUAAUUUUGAUAAUUAUGAUACAAAAUAUAAAUUUGAUAAUAAUAUUUGCAUGUUAAAUAAUUUGGAAAUUCCAAUGUUUAAAUGUGAUGGUAUUAUAAAUGAUAAAACGUUUGUGGUAAAUGAAGGAAAAUUUCAAUCUAUAUGCACUGAUUAUUCUGAUUUUGAAGAGACAUCAACACUUAUUUGCCAAAAUGACGAUGAAAAAAGUUCACUUUCUUCAGAUAGUGGACAAGGCCUUGAAGAUUUUUCUCAAGUUUUAUCAUUAGCAACCAUGAUUUCCGAUAUAAAUAUUUCAAAUUCUGAUUUUAACGAGCCUGAAAAGAAUGUAAAUGAAAAUUAUUUAGGCACUGAAAGAAACACCAACAAUGCACCUGUCACCAUUACAGUAACAUCACCUUGUUAUUCUCCUUUUGCAAGUAGUCAAUUCACGAGCAAUUGUUCAUUUAAAAAUGUUACCACAAGAAGAAAUAAUUUCAACAAGAAAAAUAAAUGGCAAAUGAAUAAAAAUGAUGAGAACGCGGAUCCGAAUAGUUUGACGGUACAAAACAACAAAACAAGUGAAAUUUUUAUCAAUGGCGACCAAACACUUCUCGAUAGCUAUUAUUCGGUCGAUAAAGAGAUUUUCCUGUCGCCACAAUUGGAUAAAGGGGAUAAAAGGAAUAAAAAUUUCUUAGAUUCGACUCAUUUACAAUGGUCUAGUCCAGCGUUUGAAUCAACUCGAAUUUUUAUCAACAAUGAAGACGAGGGAAAUGUUUUAAAAAAACCGGAGUCAUCAUCAGAAGGCGGCGGCGAUAGUAGUUUUUUUGACAAAACUCUGGUUUCAAAAUCUAAUUUAAUUGUACCGAAUGACUCGCAUCAAAAUUUUACACUUCCAACCGAUGAAAUUGUUAAUAAUUUGACAAAAAGAAAAUCAAAAAUUUGUAAAAGUUUAUCUAAAACUGCAAGAGGUUUUCAAUGUAAGGAUGCUUCGAAUACUAUUUGUUCCCUAUCGAACACUUAUGUCAAAAGAAGAGCGACCAUAAAUCACACGAUAAAAUUUCUUACGAGUGAUGGUUUUUCCGAAACUUCAAGCGAUUUUAAAAAAGCUUACGAAUGUCAGACAAACGUUACGAAAAUCGGAGAAGGUGUUUUCGGUGAAGUUUUCAUGUACAACGAUGACACGGUCAUCAAAAUCAUACCCAUCGAAGGUGAGCAGAAAGUUAAUGGAGAACCGCAAAAAAAAUUCGAAGAGAUUUUAUCGGAAGUGACGAUCGCAUCCAAUUUGAGGCGGGGUCAAGACAAUCAAAGUUUUGGAUUUUCCAAAAUGUUAAAAUGUUGGCUCGUCAUUGGCAAAUAUCCAGAAUUUUUAAUUAAUCUUUGGAACGAUUUCGACGCGCAAGGAGAAGGAUCCGAAAACGAUUCUCCAGAAAUGUUUACAGAGGAUCAAUUGUUUAUUGUUUUAGAAUUGGAAAACGGUGGCAGGAGUUUAGAAGCGUUUACGUUUAAUUCAGCCGAACAAUCUUUUUCAAUUUUUGUGCAAACGGCGUUCAGUUUAGCCGCAGCCGAAAAUGCAUUCGAAUUCGAACAUAGGGAUUUGCAUUGGGGUAAUAUAUUGAUAUCGAAAACGUGCGAAAAAUCGACAACCCACGUGUUAAACGGAGUCAAAUACGAAAUACCUACAAAAGGCGUUAAGGUUUCAAUAAUAGAUUUUACACUGUCGAGAGUCGUUCACGAGGAUUGUUGCGUUUUCAACGAUCUUUCCCUGGAUCCGACACUGUUUCAAUCGCACGGAGAUUAUCAAUUUGAAAUUUAUAGAAUGAUGCAAAGAGAAUUAAAUGAUGAUUGGUCGCUUUUCAAACCGAAAAAUAAUAUUUAUUGGCUUCAUUACACACUCGAUAAAAUGAUCAAAAUGGUUAAAUACAAGAAGAAAACGACACAAGUUCAUAAGAAAUAUAUGAAAGAAUUAAAAACUUUAGAAUCCGUCAUUCUCGACUAUGAUAAUUGUACAGAUUUUUGUUUAUCUCGAACUUUUUUCGAAUAG